Molecule: messenger RNA, 822 nt
Organism: Aspergillus luchuensis
Lineage: Eukaryota; Fungi; Ascomycota; Eurotiomycetes; Eurotiales; Aspergillaceae
Exons: 1
Coding region: 1-822 (273 amino acids)
Source: RefSeq, a predicted model, not a curated record
AUGCCCCAUUUCACCCUUGACGACGCGGCAACCCAAUCCCCCACCGGCCUAACCCGACAUCUCAACACCACCGUCGAAGAAUAUGUCUUCCCUAUCCUCAUCGCCCUCUCAUGGUGCAAUGCCAUCGAGCUGGUCAUCCUCUGCCUCAACACCUUCAAACGCUACACCGGCACCUACUUCUGGUCCCUCCUGAUCGCCUCCCUCUCCAUCAUCCCCUUCAGCCUCGGCUACCUGCUCAAAAUGUUCGGUCUGACUUUCACCAACUACUUCCUCGAGAUCUCCAUAGUCGGCGUCGGCUGGGCCGGCAUGGUCACGGGACAAUCCCUCGUUCUCUGGUCCCGGCUGCACCUCGUGCUACAUCAGAAGAAACUCCUGCGCGGCCUCCUCUACCUGAUUAUCUUCGACGGGGUGCUACUACAUUGCUCGAGCGAGGGGCUGGAACUGGCGGUUAAUGCGAUGCCGGAUUCUCAGCCUGUGAAUGUUGCCUUUGGGAUCAUGGAGCGCAUACAGUUGGUAUGGUUCUGUGCGCAGGAGCUGUUGCUCUCGGGGCUGUAUAUACGCGAGACGGCGAGGAUGUUGCGCAUGGAUAGUGGGGAGUUGUCCAGGAGUGUAUUGGUGCAGUUGUUGCUGGUGAAUGUGGUGAUUAUUGUCUUGGAUUUGUCGGUCGUGGGGAUUCAGUAUGCCGGGUUUUUUACGUUCCAGGUGACGUUCAAGGCUUUGGUUUAUAGUAUUAAGUUGAAGUUGGAGUAUGUUAUUUUGGGUAGGUUGGUGGAUGUCGCGUAUGUGAGAUCGCAGGUCGAUACGCCGAGGUUUAGGUUUUGA